Molecule: messenger RNA, 1503 nt
Organism: Scomber japonicus (chub mackerel)
Lineage: Eukaryota; Metazoa; Chordata; Actinopteri; Scombriformes; Scombridae
Gene: kcna2b
Product: potassium voltage-gated channel, shaker-related subfamily, member 2b
Exons: 1
Coding region: 1-1503 (500 amino acids)
Biological process (GO): potassium ion transmembrane transport; protein homooligomerization
Cellular component (GO): axon terminus; dendrite; juxtaparanode region of axon
Molecular function (GO): delayed rectifier potassium channel activity; protein binding
Source: RefSeq, a predicted model, not a curated record
AUGACGGUUGCGACCGGCGACCCUGUGGACGAAGCAGCAGCGCAUCCGGGUCAGCCUCAUGACCAAUAUGACCCGGAGCCGGAUCAUGAGUGCUGUGAGAGGGUGGUCAUCAACAUCUCGGGCUUACGCUUUGAAACGCAACUCAAAACAUUGUCCCAGUUUCCAGAGACACUGCUGGGCGAUCCCAAGAAACGGAUGAGGUAUUUUGAUCCUCUUCGAAACGAGUACUUUUUUGACCGGAAUAGACCAAGUUUUGAUGCUAUUCUAUAUUAUUACCAAUCAGGAGGGAGGCUGCGCCGGCCUGUUAAUGUGACCCUGGAUAUUUUUUCUGAGGAGAUCCGGUUUUAUGAAUUGGGUGAGGAGGCUAUGGAAAUUUUCAGAGAGGAUGAAGGUUUCAUAAAGGAAGAGGAGCGGCCUCUGCCAGACAAUGAGUUUCAGAGACAAGUCUGGCUGCUGUUUGAGUACCCAGAGAGCUCAGGUCCUGCUCGUAUCAUUGCCAUCAUCUCUGUCAUGGUAAUUCUUAUCUCUAUUGUCAGCUUCUGUCUGGAGACACUGCCAGUUUUCCGAAAUGACGAUGAGGAGAUGUACAGUUUUCCUCUCCAAUCUAUGUCCAAUGCCACCUCAACCUUUGACAGCUCUACAUAUUUUACAGAUCCUUUCUUCAUUGUGGAGACCCUCUGCAUCAUCUGGUUCUCUUUUGAGUUCCUAGUCAGGUUCUUUGCCUGUCCAAGUAAAGCUGGAUUUUUUGGCAACAUUAUGAACAUAAUUGAUAUUGUGGCAAUCAUUCCCUACUUCAUCACCUUGGGCACAGAGCUAGCAGAGAGACCAGAGGACAGCCAAGCAGGCCAGCAGGCUAUGUCUUUGGCCAUUCUCCGUGUCAUUCGUCUAGUCAGAGUGUUUCGUAUCUUCAAACUAUCACGUCAUUCCAAGGGGCUCCAGAUCUUGGGGCAGACUCUGAAAGCCAGUAUGCGUGAGCUGGGCCUCCUCAUCUUCUUCUUGUUCAUCGGUGUGAUCCUCUUCUCCAGUGCUGUCUACUUUGCCGAAGCAGACGAGCCACAUUCCCAAUUCAGCAGCAUCCCUGAGGCCUUUUGGUGGGCAGUGGUUUCCAUGACCACUGUGGGCUAUGGAGAUAUGGUCCCAACUACCAUUGGAGGCAAGAUUGUGGGGUCUCUCUGCGCAAUCGCUGGUGUCCUGACUAUUGCCCUGCCUGUCCCUGUCAUUGUGUCGAACUUCAACUACUUCUACCACAGAGAGACAGAGGGUGAGGAACAGGCACAGUAUCUGAAUAUUCCAAGCGUGCCUAAAGUCAACUCAGCUGAGGAUCUAAAGAAGAGUGGUCGGAGCGGCAGUGGAUCCACUCUCAGUAAAUCCGACUAUGUGGAGAUCCAGGAGGCCGUUAACCACAGCACUGAGGACUUCAGACCAGAGGCGAUGAAAACAGGAAACUGCACCCUGGCCAACACUAACUAUGUAAACAUCACUAAGAUGCGUACAGAUGUAUAA